Molecule: messenger RNA, 969 nt
Organism: Cajanus cajan (pigeon pea)
Lineage: Eukaryota; Viridiplantae; Streptophyta; Magnoliopsida; Fabales; Fabaceae
Product: basic leucine zipper 43
Biological process (GO): regulation of DNA-templated transcription
Molecular function (GO): DNA-binding transcription factor activity
Source: RefSeq, a predicted model, not a curated record
ACUCUUCUUUCCUUCAUCUCCAAUAGAAACUGAGUUCUAUUUAUUCUCCAUCAGUGUCUUUUUUCUCCAAGGCCCUGCAAUCUUCUGUUCAUACACACAUUGCUGCAUAAACCAUGCAAGCCAGAGAGAUCACAGGACUGAAUUAUAUACUCCCUUCAGACCCUUGUCCUUUCCCAAGUCACUACAACAUGAUUGAGAACACCAUCCCCACAUUUCAACUCCACAAACUCUCAAACCAAUUCUAUGGUCUCCAAAACUCUCCUCAAGUGGCUGCGGACUUCAGCCCCCCUCAGUCCUCAUGCAUCAGCAGCAACUCAACCUCUGAUGAAGCAGAUGAGCAGCAGCAAAGCCUCAUCAACGAGAGGAAGCACAGGAGGAUGAUAUCGAACCGCGAAUCGGCGCGAAGAUCACGCAUGAGGAAGCAGAAGCACCUUGAUGAGCUCUGGUCACAGGUGGUGUGGCUCAGGAAUGAAAACCACCAGCUGAUGGACAAGCUGAACCAUGUAUCUGAGUCACAUGACAGAGUUGUGCAAGAGAAUGUUCAGCUGAUAGAACAAGCCUCAGAACUACGCCAAAUGAUAUGUGACAUGCAGCUACAUAGUCCAUCAUACACUCCUCCUUCAUUGAGUCCAAUUGAUGAUGAUGUCUCUCCCUAUGUCAAAUCUGAUUCAUCAAUCACAGGCUCCGUGGACCUGCUUGGUUGAAUUUGAAUUUGAAGACAAGGACAGUUUUUAUUAGUACUAUAUCUCUUCAAUUUUUCUUCUUUUAAGUCCUUUGUGUGUGAGUUGUGGUGGAAAAGUACAAGAUAGUAGUAGUCUUUGCCUCUCUUUUGAGAUGUAUGAGGUGAAAAAACCAUACAUAAACGGCAAUGACAUGUUUUUGAGUUUCCAAUUUUAGUGUCAGCUCAUCAAUUUUACCACUAUCUUCCAAGUUCUAAUGAUAUGUUCUGAGCAAUAAUAUUUAUUUAAA